AGUAACGUUCAUCUGCCGGUUUGAAAGUCCUUUUUGGCGCCACCUUCACUUGGAACUCCGCAUUCGUCCGGCUCCGACCUCUCUCUUAGUGUCCACGAUGCCGACGGAGCUGUCUCCGAUCAAGUCUAAGCGUAUGGAGGAGAAGGCCUCGCUCCAGAAACUGAACUCCCGUCUGGAGAUGUACGUGCUGGGCGUGAACGAGCUGGAAGGAGCCAAACAUGCAGCUGAGAGGGAGCUGGAGACCAUCAAGCAGCGCAUGCAGCAAGAUCUCGAGAGCGUACGCUCGCGACUGACAAAGGAACUGGAGGAGACUCGCAAGAAAUUGAACGAUGAGAUCGACCAGAAUGCAAAGCUGCAGACACUCGAACAGGAGCAACACAAGGAGCUGGUGAAGCUACGCGCUCAGCAGACAGAGCUGGGAGAAGCCAAAGUGUUGGUCGAGACGCUGCGAGUGCAACUAGACCGAGAGAAAGCCAAUGCUACGUCGGCCAAAGAGACGCUCUCGGAGCAGACCACACAGCUCAACUUGGCCAGACGUCGCGUGAAGGAACUGGAGCGCGACUUGCGCUCUCAUGCGGCGCUGCUGAGUGACGCAACAAAGGAACUGGAGGAGCUGCGCAGGAAGAGCGUGGACUUUGACUUGACGAGAGACGCCGAGAUGACCAAACUGCGACGGGAAUGGACAGCGAAACAUCUGGACGCACAGGCCCAGUGGAAGAAAGACGCCGAAGAUCGGCUGCAGUCGAUGGAGAUGGAAGUGCGCAGCCACUUUGACAGCGUCUCGGGGAGUCUGCAGACGCAGCUGGAUGACGUGCGAGCAGAGCUGGAUAGCAGCAAGAUGGAGCUGGACCGCACGGCUAAUGACUAUGAAGAGAGUUUGAAGGCGCGGCAGUCGCUUACAGAGAAGGUGGCGCAGCUGGAACGAGAGUACCGUGAAGUGCGCUCCAAGUCAACUAAAGACCGCAAGGCUUAUGAAGAAACGCUGGAGAGAUUCCGGUCCUCUAAAGUGGCUAAAGAGCGCGAGUUUAACGAGCUCAUGGACGUCAAGAUCGCCUUGGAUGCGGAGAUUAUGAAGUACCGACGCAUUUUGGACCGCGAAGAGAGUCGAGUGGCUGUCGCGACGCCCAAUACGAAAGGACGGAAGCGGAAGAGCGACACCACAAACGGCACGUCGUCAAAGCGAGUCAAGCGCUCGAUUAUUCAGACCGAAUCGACGUCGUCUUCAGCGUCGGCGGUGCAAAUCGCGGCGAUAAACUUGGACAAGGACCGACUCGUGAUCAAGAAUUCUAGUAGCGAUCCGGUGCCUCUAGGCGGCUGGGUCGUGCGUGGUCAGAUGGACCAGACGUUCCGCUUCCCAGCGACCUAUGUGAUGCGGCCACAGUCGACGUUGACGGUGCAUUCCAGCAAGAGAAACAAGAACGCCAAGAACGAGCGGGUGAAAGGAGAAGACUCGUUCCUGGCCAACAAGUUCUCGCUGAACCCGAAGGGCGACUUUGUGGUGCUUUGGACCGCCGAUGAUAUCCCUGUGAGCAUGAAGAGCCAAGGAUUGGCUGCAGAGGAGGUUCGCGCGAUUGAGGCAGAAUACCGCGCUGAUUUCCUGGACGACGACGUCCCUCCCUCCGGCAACGUGCCAGUCAAAUAG
This is a messenger RNA of Phytophthora infestans T30-4, 1642 nucleotides long. RefSeq names its product lamin-like protein. The record is from RefSeq and is a predicted model, not a curated record. The coding region runs from base 179 to 1642 and encodes 487 amino acids. NCBI's taxonomy places the organism in Eukaryota, Oomycota, Peronosporomycetes, Peronosporales, Peronosporaceae. The transcript is spliced from 4 exons.